Molecule: messenger RNA, 647 nt
Organism: Pectinophora gossypiella (pink bollworm)
Lineage: Eukaryota; Metazoa; Arthropoda; Insecta; Lepidoptera; Gelechiidae
Exons: 3
Coding region: 276-647 (123 amino acids)
Source: RefSeq, a predicted model, not a curated record
AGUCACUUAACUUUUCGUGAAUUUUCCGACGGAAUUUUCCACUUGAUAUUAACCCAGAAUCAUGGUCUGAAUCAUCCCCUCAGUAUUCGCUACGAUGUCACUAACCUGUAUAUUAGUAGAUCGAAUCCUCGCCUUUUCAAAGUAAGCUCCACCAGACUACUCCAUUGCGAACUAAAUAAAAACAUUUAUUUUUUCAGUACAAAUUGUAUGGCUUAUAUGCUACAUUCGUUAGCAUAUAUUUUCGCUUGCAACACGACGCGACAUCCCAUAGAUAUAUGGUUGAAGAGAUGAAGAGUAGCAUAGCAAUGGACUACUCGUGUGUGGAGUGGGCGUGGGUGGUGCCAGUGGUGCCGCUGCUCGCCGGCUGCGUGUACGCAGUUGUUACACACAUGUGCAUACGGAAAAAGAAUUGGAGGGUUUUAUUUACACCGGAGCCAUAUUGGGGACCUCGAGACCACGUGGUCAGACAACUGAGGAAACAGUUCAUCUCUCCUGUAUUCGUGGGAUCGAGUGCGUCUCGCUACUUGGCUCGUUACAUGCUGAACAGAUAUAAUACUGCAACUUAUCGCCUGGAUGUCAACUACUUCGCCCAGGGCCGGCGGUCCACCGUGUACGCGCUUCGAGACUUCGGACGGAAGGCUGAAUGA